Molecule: messenger RNA, 1161 nt
Organism: Monascus purpureus
Lineage: Eukaryota; Fungi; Ascomycota; Eurotiomycetes; Eurotiales; Aspergillaceae
Source: the annotation of a GenBank genome assembly
AUGCAACUGGGUCUCUCUGAGAAUCUCUCUUCUCUAGUCUCCAGACGCUUCACUGCCGCCAAAGAAGCGGGCCAUCUCAUCUUCUCGUCGACUCAACUAGCCAUUAUCCAGGCGUCGGGGAUACCGUACCAACUCCGCUACUGUCCCUCCCUCGCAAAGAAACCUAUCCCCGCAUCGUCAUCGACAUCGACAGAACCAGGAACAGCGGCAGAGAUAUCCGAUAUAGACGGAAAAGACCAAGAGCAAGAGCAAGAAAAACAAAAGCCAUCCAAACCGGAUCCAUUCACGAACCCAUCCGAGGAGCUCCUGAUUGCUCAGAUCCCCGCGUCAAACCCCACGCAUACACUCGUUCUGAACAAGUACCCCGUGAUCAGGAACCAUUUCAUACUCGCCACGAAGGAAUGGCGGUCGCAGGAUCAUCUUCUGGAGAAGGAGGAUUUGAGCGCGGCAUAUGCCUGUUUGAAGGCGUGGGAGGAUGGGAAUGAUCAGUCACAGUCGCAGUCACGACCGAAGAAACGGCUCUUCUCGUUCUACAACUCCGGGAAGGAAAGUGGUGCGAGUCAGCCCCAUCGGCAUUUGCAGUUUUUGCCGGUUGAGGAUAUGAGGGUUGGUGGAGAUGUUUCAGGGUUUUGGGAGCCUCUUAUUGAUGGUGUGCCGUGUUCGUCUUCGUCGACAAUGACAACGACGUCUACACCUUCAAAGACGGAUUUCAAAUACAUCCCUCAUAUACCAUUUGCACAUUUCGCGCUGCCACUCCCUCCUAACCCGUCCGCGGAGACGUUACAUUCCAUCUACUUAUCUCUAUAUAAAGCGGCGGUGGCGGUUACCAAGAGCGUCUCGUCGUCUACCGAUCAGGAGGAAAAUUAUGAUACCACGACUAUCGCGACGGAGGGUCCCAUUGCGAUCGGAUACAAUCUCGCCAUGACUGUGUCGACAAUGCUGAUCUGUCCGCGGAAGAGUGAUCGCGCUGUUAUCCCCGUUGCUCGUGAGGUCGAGGGACAGGGUGCGGAGACAGGUGUUGUCAGUGUUAAUGGGACAGUUCUUGCGGGUACGCUUAUGGUUAAGGCUGAGUCGGAGUGGGACUUGUUGAGGGAAGACCCCCAGGUUCUGACGGAUGUUUUGGUGACGGUUGGGUAUCCGCGGCAGUGGUCAUCGUUGUAA